GCACAAGAUCCUCGGUCCGGCAGUAGACCAAGUACUCUUGCAAAAAGAAACGUUCGUCAGUGAAAGAGCGUCUCAGAAGAUAAAGGCUUUCUGUUAAAUUUGUAAUCUUUAUCCGCUCAUAGCAACUUCGGUGAUGCUGCGAGGAGGAUAUCUCGGCAGAGAUGGAACAUGAGCUGAUCAGGAAUAUAGGAAGAUUGUCCCACUACUAUGCAAGGGGAACACAAACAAUAGCAGAUGAAACAAGCAAGAAAGCAGACUCUUCAGAAGAGAGAGAAAUACCCAUUCAGCUCCCAAGGGAGAAUGUUGAUGAUGAUUCAAAAUCUAACCAGGAGGUUAAAGAAGAUAAGGCAUUGCCUCUAUACGAACACCACAUCCCCACAGACAUCUUCCAGAAGUCUUUGCUGACAGUGGGUGCAGCAGCUGCAGCCCUUCUGGACCCUAGACGCCAUGACAUGGUUGCAGUACUUGGAGAGACUACAGGGCACACCGCUCUGUCCAAGAUUUAUGCAAUGAUGAUUGAGGAUGAAGAAGGUCGGCAAAUCCUUAUAGACAAGCCUAGGAUUAAUAGCUCAACACUCAACCUACCCUUCUUAAGCCAGCUUCCUGAGGGCACUCUAGGUCAUGCCUAUAUAAAAUUCCUAGAUGACAACCAAGUUACACCUGAUUCACGCUUGCCUGUCCAGUUUGUCGAUGAUCCAGAGUUGGCCUAUGUCAUGCAGCGGUACCGUGAAGGCCAUGACCUUUUCCACACAGUUCUAGGCAUGCCCACAAACAUGCUUGGUGAAGUGGCUGUCAAGUGGAUUGAGGGCAUCCAGACUGGCUUGCCCAUGUGUGUGGGUGGAGCCAUAUUUGGGCCCCUUCGAUUUAGGCCAAAGCAAAGGCAGAAGUAUAUAUCUGAGUAUCUUCCUUGGGCAGUAAGAGUGGGCAGAUCUUCUAAAUUACUAAUGAAUGUAUAUUUUGAGAAAAGGUGGGAACAGUCUUUAAGUGAAUUGAGAGAUGAAUUAGGCAUUGAAUCUCCACCUUUUCUAUGAGAAAUAAUUUAUAUCUUAGUAUAUUGUUUAUAUGUAAAGAGUAUACGUUUGUCCAUGUAAAAAAGAUGAUGAGAUUGAGUGUUGAGCUAAAGCAGUUCAUUUAAAAGUGACAUGAUGAAAAAAUUUAACAUUGUAUUCAUAACAAUUAUACUGCUGUUAUUCUUGUAGACAUGCAUAAUUUAUCACAUUGGAGUGACAAUGUAGUUGCCAUCUAUAUGUUACUGUGGGACCUGAUGUCAUAUAUUGAAGAAUUAAGAAUUACCCUUGCCGUAAUGCUUAUAGAUUAUGGUCCAGAGAGGAUUCAUAUGAACUGUUAUCUGUAGAAAAUUGUGCAGUUGAAAAAGAUGAAGAAAAAGCAAAGACGACACAACACAUUUAGCUCACUUCAUGUAAAACUCAAUUCUCUUUUGAGGAAAGCCUUGAUAAAAGAUUGUCUGCAUGAAGACGUAAAACUUACAAGGUCACUAAAAUUUUGCUGUAUGGAAAAUGCCAAGGAAAGCUGUUUAUUCCUGGGCCUAAUUGGCCUCAUGUUUACCCCAUUCCCUGAAUAUUUGUGGAAAAAGUUUAUA
Penaeus monodon (black tiger shrimp) is the source of this 1600-nucleotide messenger RNA. It is a transcript of the gene Coq4, whose product is annotated as ubiquinone biosynthesis protein COQ4 homolog, mitochondrial-like. Lineage: Eukaryota; Metazoa; Arthropoda; Malacostraca; Decapoda; Penaeidae. The record is from RefSeq and is a predicted model, not a curated record. Gene Ontology annotation, cellular component: mitochondrion; mitochondrial inner membrane. Gene Ontology annotation, biological process: ubiquinone biosynthetic process.